AUGGUACGAAAGGCAAUACGUUCGCCAAUAGUGGCGAACGGCGGUACGGACACCGUAAUGCCUUCAGAAGUUUUCGAAUGGACGACAAAAGACGUCUCCAUCUGGUUACAAAAUGCUGGUUUUCAACAGUAUGCUGAUUUAUUUGCCGUUCAACAUAAAAUUGAUGGCGCUACCUUACUUAUGCUGUCCGAACUCGAUCUACGAGAUCCACCGUUACAAAUCAAAUGCUUAGGUGAUAUCAAAAGACUUGGUCGAGCAAUUUAUGACUUGAGAAAUUCCCAUAUUAAUUCAAGUCAGCCAUCACCUCGAAUUUCCGAAUCCGCGUCUCAACAUGAUGACGUCUUACUAUGUGUAGAAUAUGAUCAACGUAGGAAAAUGUCUAUAUCAGGCGAAGAUGUUUUUGUUAGGACGAAACAGAGUGCAAUUAUUGACGACCCUCUCGUCGAUUCUAUAUCAGAUUCCGGUGAUAUCCGCUCUGUGCGCUUGAUAUCAAGAGAUGAGCUUAUACGGACCGUUGAAAGUCCUGAUACAAAAUCGAAAAGUCUUGCCAAGCUGCUCAUUGCUUUUUUAUAUUGCUUAUCUUCACUGCUCAUUACAGCCUUUGUUAUGGUUCUAGUACAUGACCGUGUGCCAGAUAUGAAAAUGUAUCCGCCCCUACCAGAUAUUGUACUUGACAACUUGCCACUAAUUCCAUGGGCAUUCGAAGUAUGUGAACUGAUAGGUGUAGCGCUAUCUUUCAUCUGGUUCACUGUACUUAUUUUUCAUAAGCAUAGGGUAGUGAUCAUGCGACGAAUGUUUUCCCUAGUUGGAACUGUAUUUCUGCUUCGUUGUAUAACAAUGCUGAUCACAUCGCUGUCAGUGCCAGGAGUACAUCUUGAGUGUCGAGCAAAGAGCUAUGGCACUGCUAUGGACAAAUUGAUGCAAGCAUUUCAUAUAUGGUCACGGCUAGGAAUGUCUAUUCAGGGUGUUCGAACUUGUGGUGACUACAUGUUCAGUGGGCAUACCACAGCAAUUACGCUUUUGAACCAUUUCAUAACAGAAUACACACCAGCAUCGUGGACAUUCCUUCAUACGGCCACAUGGGUGAUGAAUCUCUUUGGAGUUUUCUUCAUUCUUGCUGGUCAUGAGCACUACUCGAUAGAUGUUUUUAUAGCAUUCUACAUAUCUUCUCGAAUGUUCCUCUACUAUCAUGCCUACGCAUACAAUCAUGCAAAUCUUACCGCUACAGACGACCGUAUUCGGCUGUGGUUCCCGUUAGGAUGGUUUUUCGAGGCUGGUAGCAUUGGAAAGGUACCGUAUUUCUCUUCUUUUAGUAACUUGUCCGUGUUACCUAAGAUGAGUGAACGUGUUUAUUCUUAA
Messenger RNA from Haemonchus placei, 1359 nucleotides. Lineage: Eukaryota; Metazoa; Nematoda; Chromadorea; Rhabditida; Trichostrongylidae. The record is from the annotation of a GenBank genome assembly.